Molecule: messenger RNA, 3321 nt
Organism: Argentina anserina (silverweed cinquefoil)
Lineage: Eukaryota; Viridiplantae; Streptophyta; Magnoliopsida; Rosales; Rosaceae
Exons: 3
Coding region: 94-2685 (863 amino acids)
Cellular component (GO): nucleus
Molecular function (GO): transcription corepressor activity
Source: RefSeq, a predicted model, not a curated record
UUGUUCUCUGUCUCUCUGAAAUCAAAGCCUUCGUGGUCAUGAAAGCUUAGCUAGCUUCUACAAACACCCAGACCACUCUCCCUUGUCUGGCAGAUGGAUUCAGUUGAAGGAAAUAACCAUGGCGAUUGUACUGAGGAUGACUCUGCUGACCGUUCUUUUUCUCCAGAAGCUUCGGAUAGAAAUGGUGUGGAUGGUGAUCCUGAGAUACUUCCUAGAGUAGGAGAAGAGUACCAAGUUGAACUUUCCCCUCUAAUGGCUGUAUCUGAUUAUCUUUGCUGUCUAGAGAAUCAAACUGAUGCAGAAAGCACAGACAGUAGUUCAUACAGAUUUCUGGUCGGGUUGCCAAUUCCAGUUAUGUGGAUCAGUGAGGAAGUUAUGUGUGAAAAAGAUGAACCUUGUGCGGGUUAUAAGAAUGCAGUUGUCAUGACCCAUAAAAAUGAGUCUUUAAAAUCUGAAUAUGGCAGUAAUUUGGUGGCGUCGGAAAGGAAUAGCUCCAAAUGCAAAGCUGAGCCCAUGGAUAUUGAUUCACAUCAAGGAAUAAGUUUCAAUGAGUCUGCAAAGUUUAAUGUGAAACAGGAUAUGAUAAUGCCUGAAAAUCAAAAUGGAUGUCCAGUUCCUGGUACCUCAAGUAUUAGUUGGAGUCACAUAGAAGAAGCCAGUUUUCUUCUUGGUUUAUAUAUCUUCGGGAAGGACCUUGUGCUGGUAAUGAAAUUCGUUGGUACUAAACAGAUGGGUGAUGUAUUAUCAUUCUACUAUGGGACCUUUUACGGGUCUAAAAGCUACAGCAGGUGGUCUGAAUGCAAGAAAAUGAGAAGCAGAAAAUGUGUAUUUGGACAAAGAAUAUUUACAGGAUUCAGGCAUCAUGAGUUAUUAUCUCGUUUGCAUCCUCAUGUGUCAGAAGAGUGCCAAAGUACUUUACUUGAGGUCUCAAAGACAUUCGGGGAAGGAAAGAUAUUACUAGAAGAAUAUGUAUUCAUUCUAAAAUCUAAAGUUGGAUUGGAUGCUCUUGUGGAAGCAGUGGCAAUUGGUAAAGGGAGGAAAGAUCUCACAGGCAUUUCCAUGGAGACCCCAAAGUCCAAUCAGGUUGUUAGUCGCAGAGAAAUACCAGUUGGGAAAGCAUGCUCUGCUCUCUCGCCCUUGGAAAUAGUUGGCUUUCUGACAGGGAAUUUCCGGCUCAGUAAAGCUCGCUCAAAUGACCUCUUCUGGGAAGCUGUUUGGCCACGUUUGCUUGCUAGAGGGUGGCAUUCUGAGCAGCCAAGACAGGAUCGCUUUGCUACUGCUUCCAAGAAUUCAUUGGUUUUUCUUCUUCCUGGGAUUAAGAAAUUUUCCAGAAGGAAACUGGUGAAGGGCAGUCACUAUUUUGACUCGGUAAGUGACGUGCUCAGCAAAGUUGCUUCUGACCCAGAGCUCCUUGAGCUUGAGACUGGAGCAGAUAAAGGUUCCACGAGCAAGGAUGAAAAUGGGUGGGCAAAUGACACAAAGCCUGAGCAACGUCACUGUUAUUUGAAACCUCGUACCCCUACUCGUGGCACAGACACUAUGAUGAAGUUCACUGUUGUGGACACGAGUCUGGCCUAUGGGAAAACAUGCAAGGUUAGGGAACUGAGACGCUUACCAGUUGAGUUGAAUACCUCCAUCUCCAUCUCAAGUAGUGAUUCUGAAAAUGGGGAUGAUGCUUCUGAUGAAUUGCCAGAGAUAUCUAACUCUGUGGAUACCUCGUGUUCCCAUAGAAAUGAGGUCAAUGUUUCCAAGAACGUAAACACCAGUUUGGGUAGAAAAGAAAUAAGAGAUGUCAAAUAUACUGAUUAUGAUGCUUCAGAGUGGGGGCAUCAAGAUUUUGGUCGACAUGAGACUAAUGUGGAUAAAAAGCUUCGAAAGGAGCAGAUCAUUGAUAUUUGCGAUUACAUGGUGCCUAGAAGAGAAAUGAAAUUCGAAAGGAGCCAGAAAGUGGUACACAAAAAUAAAAAUGGUAAGGUUCCUGUUUCAAAAAAACGUCAGCAGUUAGCUACUUGUAGUAGCAAAAAGAGCAGCAGUAGCAGCAGCCACAUCUCGCCAGGUCCCAUGUUACAACAAGAGGCCUGCAACUUUGGACACAAUUCUGAAGUUGGCGAGAAAAACCACUCUGCAGUGGAACCAUCGCCUGGGAGGUUAUCAUCCAACAUUACUACAUCUAGAGGAGGUAGCCCAGUGAUUAGUAGUGAAGCUGUUCCUAGUAGCAACAAUGUGAGUGCAGGAAAACCUCAUCAUUGGCCUCAAUUUGACCUGAACGAGGAACCGAGUUGUCUAGAUGAUGAAAGUGAUGAGCCUAUGAUGGAAAGACAACAUGAUGGAACAACCCAGGAACCAGGUUGUUUAAAAUCAGUGGAAACCUCUGAAUGCAUGGCUGCUUUCGAGCAACAGCCUGCAGGUAAUACCCGGAGACAGAGCACAAGAAAUCGUCCGCUGACUGCUAAGGUACUGGAAGCUUUUGCUUGUGGAUUUUUAGACACAAAGCAAACGCGAAAGAGUAGGGAUGAAUUUCCUCGGGAAAAAUCCAAAUCCAGACGCUCUCAUGCUAGGGUGCGAGUUCCAGACAGUUUUGAUACUAGUGUCGUGGAUUGUAAUAUGCAGGAAACCAGCACUGCUGUCUACAGUAAUAAUGCUGAUGGAUACAGUGAGCUUGACAUGGUUUCCCAACUGGGUUAGGCGCUGAUUAGUCUACUUGUGACUAGAGCUAGGAGCUUCUGGAUGUUAACAGAGAGCACUGCUUUCGCCUGCUAAACCCAAGAUAUACAGAAAAGUUAGUAGCAGCCACUUCAUUCUUGUGCAUUGUAUAUGUCAUGGAUGCAAACUUCACAUAAGUGGGGGCGGAGGUUGGAGUAGCGGCUUUGCAAGAGGCCAACCACAUCGGCCAAAGCACCUCUGGCGAUGCGGAAGUGAGAUGACAGUACAAAGUUACUCAUCAUUCAAAUCUCAGCUUAACAGCAAUUGAUAGAUUAUAGAAGUUUUAGUCUGUCUUUGUAAAACUUGUUUUUGAAGUGGUGGUGUUCUAGGUAUUAAUUGUAGUACCGACUUAUAUUGUGAAAGGAAGUGUGGGAGCUGUUGCAUUGAAUUUCUGCACAGUUGAUACACUUGGAUAAGUAUAACCGUGUAAUUCGUUUUACAUCUGUAUCAUGCCAUUUUAGCUGAUUAUGUUUCAACUGAAGCCAAGAGUUUCAAGUUGUCUUGUUAGUUGUCAUAGUUUAGUGCCUUACUGCCUUUCUGGUUAUAAAUAAUGUCUCACAGCAUGUGCUUUUCUAGUAGUGUUCAUGUCCUAAUUUGUUCUCUAUGCGCAGAAAAAUU